CUUUCACUAAAAGGUCGCGUUUUUCUUGGAAAACAUCUAACCCGAGUACGACUCGUUUUGAUUCAAGUUUGUUUUCGAAUUACCCUCGUUCAGGACUAAACCAAGAUGAAGCUCCUCAUUGUAACACUUUGCGUUCUUACUUAUCUUAUCCCUGCUGCUCUAUCCCUCAAGUGUUAUGUGUGCAAUAAAAAAAAUGAAAACUGUAAGACUGGGGAGACCACGUGUAAAAGUUCACAAGACAGAUGCGGAAAAUCGAUUUUAAAUGGUGUGAUCAAUAAAAGUUGCACUACCAGCCAAGUGUGCAGUAAAGCCAAGGAAUUUUGCAAGAACCAGGAAAAGUGUGAAGCCUAUUGCUGUGACAGUGACCUGUGUAACGGAGGUGUGCCCCUGAAGCCUGUGACGUUCGUGACUCUCCUCGCCAUGGCUCUUGCCGUUGCUAAGUAUCUCAUCUAACCAUGACAACGUAGCAGUCAUUCACUUUUAAAAYGCAGCUAAKUUUUUAACAUAAAMAUUUUCUCGAUUAGAAAAUGAUUGUCAUUUCCAUUUUCACUUUYAUUCAAUUAUCGACURUGAACCGUUUUUAUCAUAAAAUUGUAAAACUAAUUGAAAAAUAAUUGAAUAAUUAGGUAUACAAAAUAAUUGCAUAUCAACCUUAAGAUUAUGUUAUUUUUGUUAUGUUCACUUUGUUGCUUUUUUGCUUGCUUUUUCAAUAAAUGAAAUAACAACCAAAUGUUGAAUUGAAACAAUUGUCUGAAAAAAUUACAAAGAAUGUAAGGUUACAAGGGAAAAUAAUUCUGGACCCAGUUGUUCAAAGCCCGAUUAGUGCUAAUCCUGGGUUAACUCUUAAUAACACCUAUAGAGUUAGUCCAAUAAUCCUGUUCGAAUUUGUCAGACUUACUAAUGUUGAGAUGCUUUCUCAAAUGACAAGGUAUUUUGUUCUAACAAGAUAAAUAAUCAAAACUCGCCCCAGUGUCUAUCAUUUCCAAAGUGAACAAUUGCAUGUUUUACUGGGAUACUUGUGGUUUCACAGUCAUAAAAUGUCUUUGGUUUCA
Actinia tenebrosa (Australian red waratah sea anemone) is the source of this 1052-nucleotide messenger RNA. RefSeq names its product CD59 glycoprotein-like. Lineage: Eukaryota; Metazoa; Cnidaria; Anthozoa; Actiniaria; Actiniidae. The record is from RefSeq and is a predicted model, not a curated record.